Messenger RNA from Chara braunii, 3042 nucleotides. Lineage: Eukaryota; Viridiplantae; Streptophyta; Charophyceae; Charales; Characeae. The record is from the annotation of a GenBank genome assembly.
UCUCGUCUCGUCUCUCUCUCUCUCUCACGUCUGUAGUGGCGGGAGGUUGGUGGCAGGGGCAAGUGCGUAGUAUGUUUUUUGUCCUGAGGCUGCGCGCGUGCAUACUUGAGCACCGCCUCCAGCCAUGAGCACCGCCUCCACGUGGCUGUAGGCGGGGUGAAUUAUAGGGUGAGCUGUUUCUGCUUGUCGUAAUUCCAGGCGGUGUGGGGAUCGCUGCCAUCGUGAGCGAAGGUUGGUAGUACCUCCAGCUACGGGCGGUAGGCAGGGCACACAGAGAGAGAGAGAGAGAGAGAGAGAGAGAGAGAGAGAGAGAGAGAGAGAGAGAGAGAGAGAGAGAGAGCCGGUGCUCUCGGGAUCGCUGCCAUCGCUUUUGCGCGCCAUAGCUUAUGUGGCUCUGCGCGCGGGUGGGUGGCUGACCUCGAGAGAGUUUCUGGAAGCUGCCGGUCGUUGAAGGCGCACGGGAAGAACGCUGCUGCGGCGAGUGAUCAGGAAGAACGCUGCUUUCGUGUCUGUGGAAAAAAGCACUCACGGGUGCCUCGGCGUCUACCUCCUUCUCUCGUUUGGUUUCGGUCCUGUCAGCGAAGGCAGCGAACAUGCACAGGCUAAAUAGAAUGCAGAAGGACAAAUUGAGGCAAUUUAUAAGUGUUACUGAUGCCAGUGAGAGAGUGGCACUCGCAGCCUUGCGAGCAUGCGAAUGGAACGUGGAAGUGGCAUUCGAGUACUAUUUUAACCAGCCUCCAGCAAGGCCCGCAGUCGAUGUCAGCAAACUUGACGAACUUUACCAGAGGUUUAAAGAUCCGAAUAUGGACAUGAUUCUAGCAGAGGGCGUUCAGCAAUUCUGUGAUGCCUUGGAGGUCGACCCAGGUGACAUUGUGAUGCUUGUGAUUGCUUGGCAUAUGAAGGCAGCAACCAUGUGUGAGUUCUCGCGAUCCGAGUUCGUUUCGGGAUUACAAUCGCUUGGCGUUGAUUCUAUCGACAAGCUGAAGCUGCUGCUACCCAAUUUGCGGGCGGAAUUGAGGGACGAGAGUAAAUUCCGCGAAAUAUACCAAUACGCAUUCGGCUUUGCAAAAGAGAAGGGGCAAAAAUCGCUUGCGCUGGACACAGCAAUUGGCAUGUGGCGACUUCUGUUUGCGGAGCGGCCAUGGCCUUUGGUAGACCAAUGGUGUCAAUUUCUCCAGCUUAAACAUAACAAAGCGAUAUCAAAGGAUACUUGGUGUCAGCUCUGGGAGUUUGCAAGGACAAUUGAUCCUAGCAUGUCAAACUAUGACGUCGAGGGUGCGUGGCCAUACCUCAUUGACGAGUUUGUGGAGUAUAUUCAACAGUCGAACCCAGCGUCAGCCACAACUUAGAGGAGUUAUACGCAAGCGUAACGCCUCGUUCAGUGCAAUGGACCGUGGUCUUGAAGCUUCUCACUGCCUUGAAGAGGACAUCAAGUGCUGUUUAUGAUGGUGAUCUUAUGGCAAACCCAGGUAUCCAGAAUUCAUCUGUCACUGGCAGAAACUGGGUAAGAAUUUUGCUGAAGUGCUUGUGUGUGUGGGCAUGUGACAUGCUCUGUGUGUGCUGUGUGUGUGUGUGUGUGUGUGUGUGUGUGUGUGUGUGUGUGUGUGUGUGUGUGUGUGUGUGUGUGUGUGUGUGGAGGGUGGGGCGGGGGGGGGGGGACCUUGAAGGAGAGAGAGAGAGAGAGAGAGAGAGAGANGAGAGAGAGAGAGAGAGAGAGAGAGAGAGAGAGAGAGAGAGAGAGAGAGAGAGAGGUCUGUGUCCAUGUGUGUGAUGUCACAGAGUGAGUGUAUGGGUGCAGGAGUAGAGAGUGAGUGUAUGUGUGAGUGUGGGGGCUUUGGUGUGGUAAUGUGUAUGCCACUCAGUUGUGGGUGUGGGUGUUCAGGUGCGCCUCGAUGUAUCUGUGGAUCGAUGAUUGAGGAUGUUUCUUUGUACUCUUGCUAUUCACUAUCUAGAGGAGUAGGAAUUCAGAGUUUAGGUUUUCAUGUUUUUAGAGUGAUAGAAGGCAGAGACAAAAAGGUGAGAGUUCAGGGCAGCAAGGCUGCGUUGCUGGUGUGUCAAAAGAGAGCAUGAGCCAGCGGAUUACAAUGUAUACGUCAUUCAUUUGUGGAUGAUGGGUUGAUGCACAGCACUGUGAGUUAAAGGAGGUUGUGGCUUAUUUGUGCAUUCCAUCUUUCAAGUAGCUAGACACUAGUAGGAAUUGGUUCACGUUCUUUGCGUGAUUGCCCUCCGUGUUCUGGCCAUGCUUAGCUGUCACAUCUACCACCAUGGUCUAGACAUGAUAUCUCUGCGAUUUGUGAAUAUGCGGCUUCUUGCUUGAAGUUCCUUGUAGUUCGAAAGGAUUUACUCGUUGUCAUGUCUGACGGGAAGGAUUGCCUCUCUGCUAGGCUGCAGCAGCUUCUAGGUUGGUGUAUGGAAAAUUUAUGUGUGCAUUUCUUCUCCUUUGUCUGAGUUCUGUCUUCUUUCCACUCAAAGCCCGCUUUCCUGUCGCUCCCAUUGCGGAUGUGUCCCCAUUUCCCUCUUCGCAAUCGGUACUGUAACUUUCCCUCUUUCCUUGUAUGCCCUCAGACUCUAUUCAUUUGUGGUCGUGGCAACGGCGAUAGGAGGUGUGAAGAUGCUUCUCUUCUGUUUAACGAAGGUCCGUCAAAGUUUGUCCCCAUGAUAUUGCUUUGUUGCUGUGUUAUGGUUGAAUUACAAUUGACUGUCGCAAAGAGUAUUCUUAGAGUCGUGCUUCCUUCCACACAUUAAGCGGAAGUUGUUUAAUUGAGUGCCAAUUCAAUGCAUGUUUGCAUGUUGGAUUUUCACAGCACCCUCUGUGUGUGUGUGUGUGUGUGUGUGUGUGUGUGUGUGUGUGUGUGUGUGUGUGUGUGUGUACAGCAGCUUGUGUUUUGCUUGCUUCUCUAUGAAGAUGCUGCCCUUCAGUUUUUUUAUGGGAAGGAUAUCCCCAUGAUAUUGCAUUGCUGCUAUCAGUGCUGUGUCACGGUUGAAUUAUAAUUUACCCGCCGCGAAGAGUGUUCUCUUAGAGCCGUGCUUCAUUCCACACUC